Prorocentrum cordatum is the source of this 386-nucleotide messenger RNA. The record is from the annotation of a GenBank genome assembly. NCBI's taxonomy places the organism in Eukaryota, Dinophyceae, Prorocentrales, Prorocentraceae.
CAGGCGAGAAGCACUUCGGUGCGGUCUCCGCCGCCGCGCUGCUGCAGACCCCGCGCGCGGCUCUGGCGCAGCUGCAGGGCGGGCGGCGCGGCACGCCGCUGCAGGACAGCCUCGCGCAGUUCCUGGCCGACCGCGCCCGGAGCACGGGCAGCAAGCUCCUCUCGCUGGUGGCCGAGCGCGUCGCGGCCGACCCCUUCGAGAAGGUCAAGAAAAUGGUCAAGGAUCUGAUUGUUAAAUUGAUGGAGGAGGCAACGGCGGAGACAGAGCACAAGGUUGCGCUCCUUGUUUGUCAGGAGAGUUGACAUUGAUGGCCCGCUGCGUGUCUAUGAGCAAGCUCACGAGCACCAUAUGGUUUGAUUAGUUUUUGUGUUUGUGCGAUGGCGUGC